GACCUGCUCGAGAAUGCGAGCGGGCCCGGAUCUGGCCGCUGCUCAUCGCGGGUAAAGCAGCACUGAGCCGGCGCUGCGCCGGUGCAGUUCCCGUGACGCGGGACGCGGAGCCGGAUGAGUUGGGAAAGUUCUACUGCUCAGAAGGAGCAGAUCUCGGGAGGGGGAGCCCAGCCAAGGGGCUGGGCAGGAGGUCUCGGGGGCGGCGGCAAGUGCCGGAGGACCGCAGCCCUGCUGCGCUCCGGAGGCGACGCAGGGAUAGGCGCUCUCUGGAUUGCACCGCAGGCCGAGGGCCGGCUGCCCCCUCUCGGUGCCCGCCCCUCCCCGACGGAGGUGAAGCCACUCCGAAGUUGCCGCCUUAGAGGUACCGGGGAUGCAACACGCAGACACGUUCCGAACCCUGGGCUCCGCAGGUCUCCGAGUGCGGUGAGAUCGGUUAGUGCCCCACAGCCGGGCCCUGACCGGCCGCAGAUGCGCUGCCGCGGGCGAUGCGCAUCUACCAGGUUCGCAGCCUUCCUGCCUUCCCUCCGCACGCUCUGGUACCUCGCCAGGAGGGGGACAACACGCGCCGGCUCGCCGCCUUGUCUUCACUUUGUAUAAUAAAGGAUGUCAUUAGGUUUACGUGUGGCAUAUGCUAUUGCCCCCACCGUAAAACUAAAAUUAGCAAAAUGUCAGGAAUGGAAAGAUUGAUUCACCCAAGAUGCAAUUAUCAUUUAAAAAGUGCUUGAUUGAGAUGCUGAUGCUCAGUGAUUUAUUCUGCAUACCAUAUACAUAAUUAAAGUAGUGUAGUGGAGCAAUUUAUCAAUCUAGUUUAGACUAGGGGGGCAAGGACCUGCUGCCGCUGCUGCUGCUGCUCUAUGUUUGUUUUAUUAAAAAGCUUUCGGGAUCUGAUCCCGCCCCCUUUUUGCGAGACUGAAACUGAUUAUUUCUUCAACUCGGGAGAAGAGAGUCAUUCGUAUGGGAUUGUGAGAGAGGUAGAGAAAUAGAGACACGGAGAAAGAGAAGAAAAAGGAGGAAGAGAGAGAAGCAGAAAAGGACACCUCAUCAGGAGUGUAGUUUCAACCCCUUUCUCGCCUCCCCCUUCCCCUCCGCGAUGUUUCAAAGGCUGUGAGCUAUUCGUCUUUUCCCAUUCGCCUGCUGCCACUUCCUUCCUGGACGAUCUCAGGACGAGUCCGGUUACUUUUAAUCCGACCAGCAGCUCAGCCACUUUCUCCUCCUCCACGCAGCACACACACACACACACACACACACACACACACACACACACACACACACACACACACUCACACACACGCGCGCGCGCGCGCGAGCACACCCCAGGCACCUUCUGGCUGCUUAUUGGAUUGACUUUGAAGGUUGUCUGUGUGAUUCAAGACGGUUGCAUGUUGAACCAGGUGGUGAAUAUUUAAGACUGGAAGAAGCAGAGGGAUUUUUUCUUUUUCCUAUGAAAGGAAAAUAUCUGAAGGACUAGUCUGAUCAGCCAAACAGCUAACUGUUUACAAUCAUGAACAAAAAGAAUAAUAAAAAAGAACAUAGAUGGAAAGAAAUGAAGAUUUUUUACUAUUAUGAAUGUCUUGCCUUUCUUCCCCGUGUACAAAAGGAAGACUUGGCCAGGAACGGAUGCAGGGGACUGUGAUCUGAGUGGUGCAAGUGCUGAAGAAGGAGGUUUGUUUUGAGGAAACAGGAAAGAGGAAUAAAAGAGAAGGGAAAAAUACGUAAUUUUAAGGAAGAAGGAGAGAAAAAAAAACGGGGACUAUGGGGAGAAAAAAGAUUCAGAUUACAAGGAUUAUGGAUGAACGUAACAGACAGGUGACUUUUACAAAGAGGAAAUUUGGGUUAAUGAAGAAGGCUUAUGAGCUUAGUGUUCUGUGUGACUGUGAGAUUGCUCUAAUCAUCUUCAACAGCACCAACAAACUGUUCCAGUAUGCCAGCACUGAUAUGGACAAAGUGUUGCUGAAAUAUACGGAGUAUAAUGAACCACAUGAGAGCCGAACAAAUUCAGAUAUUGUUGAGACAUUAAGAAAGAAAGGACUUAAUGGCUGUGACAGUCCAGACCCUGAUGCAGACGAUUCAGUAGGUCACAGCCCUGAGUCUGAGGACAAGUACAGAAAACUUAAUGAAGAUAUUGAUCUAAUGAUCAGCAGGCAAAGAUUAUGUGCUGUUCCACCACCAAACUUUGAAAUGCCAGUUUCUAUCCCAGUGUCCAACCACAACAGUUUGGUAUACAGUAACCCAGUCAACUCACUGGGAAACCCCAACCUUUUACCACUGGCUCAUCCUUCUUUGCAAAGGAAUAGUAUGUCUCCUGGUGUGUCACAUCGGCCUCCAAGUGCAGGUAACACAGGUGGCUUGAUGGGUGGGGACCUCACAACCGGUGCAGGCACCAGUGCAGGACAACUGCAAUGCCAUCAGAGCCCUUUUCAUCUUUUUAAACUUAAAGAGGAAGUUACCAUUGACAGUUAUAGGACCUCCAUGGCAAGAAUGGGAAAUGGAUAUGGAAACCCCCGCAACUCACCAGGUCUGCUGGUCUCACCUGGCAACUUGAACAAGAAUAUGCAAGCAAAAUCUCCACCUCCAAUGAAUUUGGGAAUGAACAACCGUAAACCAGACCUCCGUGUGCUUAUUCCACCUGGCAGCAAGAGUACCAUGCCAUCAGUGUCUGAGGAUGUUGAUCUGCUUCUGAAUCAAAGGAUAAAUAACUCCCAGUCUGCUCAGUCAUUGGCUACUCCAGUGGUUUCCGUAGCAACUCCUACUCUACCAGGGCAAGGGAUGGGAGGAUAUCCAUCAGCCAUCUCAACAACAUAUGGUACUGAAUAUUCUCUGAGUAGUGCAGAUAUAUCAUCUCUCUCUGGUUUUAAUACUGCCAGUGCUCUUCAUCUUGGUUCUGUGACUGGCUGGCAACAGCAACACCUACAUAAUAUGCCACCAUCUGCCCUCAGUCAAUUGGGAGCUUGCACUAGCACUCAUUUAUCUCAGAGUACAAAUCUCUCCCUGCCUUCUACUCAAAGCCUCAACAUCAAGUCAGAACCUGUUUCUCCUCCUAGAGAUCGUACCACCACACCAUCGAGAUACCAACAGCACACGCGCCAUGAGGCGGGGAGAUCUCCUGUUGACAGUUUGAGCAGCUGCAGCAGUUCCUACGAUGGAAGUGACCGAGAAGAUCACCGGAAUGAAUUCCACUCCCCCAUUGGACUCACCAGACCUUCGCCGGACGAAAGGGAAAGCCCCUCUGUCAAGCGCAUGCGGCUCUCUGAAGGAUGGGCAACAUAACAUUAUAACCUAUUAGUUGAGAUUUUUUUUUCUUGCAGUGUGUGUGUGCUAUACUCUAAUGGGAAGGGGGAGGGGGGAAGGGUCGAUAUACAUUAUAUGUGCUGUGUGUGAAAAAAAAAGUCAGGUACUCUGUUUUGUAAAAGUACUUUUAACUUGCCUCAGUGAUGCAGUAUAAGGAUAAACAGAAAUGCUGAGAUAAGCUUGGCACUUGAGCUGUACAACAGAACACUUGUACAAAAUAGAUUUCAAGGCUAAUUUCUUUUCACUGUUGUGCUCCCUUGCAAAAUGUAUGUUACAAUAGAUAGUGUCAUGUUGCAGGUUCAACGUUAUUUACAUGUAAAUAGACAAAAUGAAAACAUUUGCCAGAAAAUGGCAGAUCUUUACUGAGAGAGAAAGCAGCUGUUAUGCAACAUAUAGAAAAUGUACAGAUGUUUUGACAGAUCCAGCAGUUGGGUGGCCAUGAAUUUAUGCUAGAAAGAGACUGAGUCACCUAACAUACUGAAAAUGCUCACAAACAUGCAGGCAUUUUGUUAGAGUAUGGCACUCAGUUAAAAAGGAUCAAACCAUUUCAAGAGGACCAUACUUAUAGAAAUGUUGAGUUCGAGGGCUGACAUACUUGAUUUCAAAAAUUCUGGGUCUGCAUCACUUAUUAAAUAAAAAAGUAUAAAAAUAUGUACAUUACAUUUAGCUUAUUUUCAUAUUAAAAAGUAAGACAGAGUUUGCAAAACAUUUGUGGCUUUUGUAGUUUCCUUAAGCCAAAAUUUGUUCUUUUUCCCUUGAUAGCUUUGCUAAUCUUUUAAGCAGUCCUGAAGAAACAAACAAAAAGGACUUUCUGUAUAGAAAGCUCUACCCUAAGCCUUGAGGAACUCCAUGCUUUGCUAAUCAAGAUAACUGUUUUCUCUUUGCAGAAGUUUUGUUUUUGAAAUGUGUAUUUCUAAUUAUAUAAAAAAUUAAGAAUCUUUUAAAAAAAUCUGUGAAAUUAACAUGCUUGUGUAUAGCUUUCUAAUAUAUAAUAAUUAUGGUAAUAGUUUCUGUUCUCUUGAUAGUGGGGAAUUAUAUUUGUGCAGUUGCACAUUUAACUAUUUUCUUUUGGUUUUCUUUUAGUGGGUAUACAUUUUACAGAUCAAAGUCAGCUGCUGAAAGACUGAUCUGUAAACAAUUAGACUUUACCCAUAGUGUAACAAAUCAUUUUAAUACAGUAUUUUACAAUCAGCUGGGUGAACUGCCAUCUGUUGUAUAUACUGAUUAUUUCUUUCAUGCUGUUUUGUGCAUUGUAACAAGUUAAGGGCCCUUCUAUUACGUAACAUCCUGCGUAUCUUGUAGUUUUCCAUGGGUUAAAUGACAAAGUGGCAUAACUUGGCCCUUUCUUAUUAAUGAAGCUGGUAUUCUGCCUGUCUGAAUUGAAUGUGCAGCUCUAAUGGCUGUAAGCUAUGUGAGUGCGGGUAAAUAUGUAACAAAGCAGCAGAGGGAGGCAAAAGGAGGGAUCAGCACGAAAGUACCUGCUGGAUAGAUUCCUUCCCUCUCACAGACAUAAAACUCUUAAAGAGAUUAUCAGUUAAAGAGUGGUUCAAGAUCAGUUGAUUUUACACAGGCAAUAUUGGCCAUCUGGUUCUUGGUUCUCAUGGACCUCUGCAGUCAUAUCAUCUCACAGUGGGCAUGUUGUUGAGCAACACUCCCUGUGUGUUUACACCAGACUAGGACUUGCUUCAGCACACAGCAUCCACAUUUUCUCCAGCCUCAUAUUGUUCCUUUGACUAAGAUAGCUUGACCAGAGGUAAUGUGUCAUUUCCUUCAAGUCCCUCUUUGUCCCUCUUAUUUAUUCGGAAAAAAAUGUAUAUUCAAGUGUUUCAGUUUCAUCUUUCUGUUGGAGGGAAAAGUGUUUAAGCAAAAUGUUAGUGUCAUAGUAAAAGAGUAUUAUUUCUCCUUUUUUAAGAGUCCUUCUAGGUCUCAACUAUAUACAUUGAUAUUAUGAUGAAAAAUACAGCAGCAACAGCAAAGAACUUCUAAGUGAAAUCCACACUUUUUCCACCUAUACAUGCAGGUGCUGUGCACUGCUCAAUGAUGGAGUGUACCUCUCUGUAGUAGAGAAUGAUGAUCAGACAACAGUGUGCAUUAGGACAUAGGCUCUUCACUUACCAUGACUUUACAGAAGCCUGCCUUACAGGCACUUUCAGCCAUGCAGGGGCUAGUACAUAAUGUGUAAACUCUUUAAGCAGAAUACUGUGCUACUAAUGCAUUCAUCUUACCUCGUGUAGCAAACUGCAGGGUAAACAAAGAUACGCAUGUUUUAAAAAACCCAAAAAAUAAAUUUAAAAACUCAAAACAAACAAAAAAAAAGGUAAAAUGGGGCCCAUAAUUAAUUUUACAAUACAAAAACCACUUUCCUCACCCUCAUAUUAACCUGUACUCAUAUUCUCUUUUGAGAAUUUUAAACUUUAGUGUGUCAAAAAUAUGCAAAUGUAUCAUAAAUAUACCUUGUCAUUUCAAGAAAAAAUACAAUUUUAUUGGUAUAGCAGUAGAAACUUCUCAGUGGGGAAGGGGAUUUGGUCUAUUGAUAUAUUAAGAAUAGCCAUAUUAAUAGUUUACCUUGCGAUUUGCCUCAGCAACACAUGAAAAAAAUGAAAGAUAUCAUUUAAUGAAGACGCAGUGUAUAAUAUUACUGCAAGUAACUAAGCAAAAAGUAGCAUGAAAAGUAUUGCCUGGGCAAUUUAUAUUAACUCUGACAGUGAUUUUUUGUAUAAACACAAGUAGAACUGAAUCACACGGAAAUAAAUGCCAGUUAGCCCUCUUGUUCCUGCUGCAGAAGGCAACUAACUUAUACUGGCAAAAUUGUGGGGGAUAAUGCAUAUUUGCAAACUGAUCUAAUGAAAAGAAGCACAACUUUGAUUGUGAAGUCACUUUCUGUAAACUAUAACUGUCUACCUUUCUUGUUCCUUUAUCUGUAUCUUACCAUUUAUUGUAUUUGCAAAAGCUAAUUUGGGUUUAUUGUGUGAUUCCUUUGUAUUUAAGGAGCUUGGGGCAGAGCCCUGAAAGAGCAACAUUUACUUUACCUUAACCCAUGCUAUAUGAUGUUUUAGGCAACAUUCUUAAUUGUAAGUUCAAACACCUGAAGUGGCAUUCUAGACAUCUGCAAGUAUUGUUAUAGCUAAGUUAAUCUCUAUUAGAAGGUGUUGUCAGUUUGUGUUUAAUUGCUGGUGACAAUUAUAUGAUAUACUCUAUCUGCACAACAUAUAUAUUGUAUGAAUUGAACCAUUCACGGUAAACUUUGUUCAUUUCAGUGUCUCUCAAAAAUUGUGUUUUAUAACAAAAUGGCUUAUAUUUUUCCCAGAAGAGAAAUUUAGCAAUUUUUAAUGACUAAUGACUAGUGUAAAAAUUACCUGUUGUCCUCAGAUCUUUUUCAGGUAAAGCUAGUAUAAGAAUGGAACUCACAGGCUGUUUCCAAGGAUGUCAACCCUUUUGUAUUGUAUUUGCAAUCCUAUAUACCCACUUUUACCUGUAGUCUAACAGCUGUUUGUUUUCCUUCUUCCUUCACCUUGAAGGUAAAUGCUUUGUAAUUUUUUAAAAGCCACUUGAAACCUCAAUAAAGGCUGUUGCCUAAACAUGGCAUACUUCAUCUGUUCCUGUUUGUGCCAUCUGCUGUGAUGUCGUCAGUUAUAUGGCAUUAAUUUCCUGCCACUACAGGUCUCUUGAAGGACUGAUGGAACACUGGUGUCUGUUACAACGCUUCACACUGUAGAUGUAAUAAAAGGCUUUUGUUAAAUAUUUUAACCAAAGAUGUGGAGCAAUCCAAGCUUUGAGCCACAGACUUUCUGCAUCAAAACUAUCCAUUUGAUUCUUUUCGUAGUCUCGUGUUGCAUUUCUACCUUCCCUUCUCAUACCUCAGACUGAUCCAUACCUCUAUUUGAUUUUUUUUUAAAAAAAGGUCAUUUAAGAAAGUCAUUUAAAAAAAAUUUAAAUUAAAAAUGCAGUACUAAAGUCGUCUGUGUAUUUAAUAUCAGACCUGGGUUACUGCAGGCAUUACACUUGGAUUGCUUCAGAUGGUUUGUUGUAUCCUUUUUUCUUUUUUUCUUCUCUUUCAUGGGGAUUUGCUUCCAUAAAAUAAUGGUGAUAACAAAAUAGCUUGUAAAUGGGAGCAUACAAGCAUUUGCAACAAAUAUUAAAGUAGAGGCUCACAGCGGCAUAAGCUGGACUUUGUCGCCACUAGAUGACAAGAUGUUAUAACUAAGUUAAACCACAUAUGUGUAUCUCAAGGGACUUAAUUCAGCUGUCUGUAGUGAACAAAAAUGGGAAAAUUUCAAAAGAUUCUCCUGCUGAAAAUAAGGUAUAAUUUGUAUUUUGCAGACAAAUCAGUAAAGUUACUGGCUUUCUUAGUGA
Messenger RNA from Passer domesticus (house sparrow), 7641 nucleotides. RefSeq names its product myocyte enhancer factor 2C (gene MEF2C). The record is from RefSeq and is a predicted model, not a curated record. The transcript is spliced from 13 exons. Gene Ontology annotation, molecular function: protein dimerization activity; histone deacetylase binding; RNA polymerase II cis-regulatory region sequence-specific DNA binding. NCBI's taxonomy places the organism in Eukaryota, Metazoa, Chordata, Aves, Passeriformes, Passeridae. Gene Ontology annotation, biological process: heart development; positive regulation of transcription by RNA polymerase II; cell differentiation. The coding region runs from base 1753 to 3267 and encodes 504 amino acids.